This is a messenger RNA of Bacillus rossius redtenbacheri, 2927 nucleotides long. It is a transcript of the gene alpha-Man-Ib, whose product is annotated as endoplasmic reticulum mannosyl-oligosaccharide 1,2-alpha-mannosidase. The record is from RefSeq and is a predicted model, not a curated record. NCBI's taxonomy places the organism in Eukaryota, Metazoa, Arthropoda, Insecta, Phasmatodea, Bacillidae. The transcript has 11 exons. The coding region runs from base 689 to 2323 and encodes 544 amino acids. Gene Ontology annotation, biological process: carbohydrate metabolic process; mannose trimming involved in glycoprotein ERAD pathway. Gene Ontology annotation, molecular function: mannosyl-oligosaccharide 1,2-alpha-mannosidase activity; calcium ion binding. Gene Ontology annotation, cellular component: membrane; endoplasmic reticulum.
UAAACACUCGUCUCGUACAUCUUUCACCGAUAAAUUUUAACCAAUUUAACAAAUAUUCUUUCAAGUAGCAUGUUUUGAUUUUUUUCUGGUAGGUCAUUGUAUAGAUUGGUUGUAUUAACUUUGACUUUGGCAUAUAUAUAGGUAGUUGGCUGUAUUAAAGAUAUUUAAAUGGUUAUUUCCAGCAUAUCUUUGCUUAUGUACUUGAAUUGCUUGGAAUUAUAUGAAAAAAGAACAGUGAUUAAACGUGUUAAUAGCCUUGUACUACAAACUAUGCUUGCUGGCUGGUUUUGCAAUCUAAUGGGCCGUAUUUUACUUCCGAGAAAGUGUGGAUGGGAUGGGGUCAAAAAGGACAGGCUAUACAUCUUGAUAACAUACUCUUGCAAAACUUCUAAUUCUUUUAUCAUAACCUUUGACCUAUGACCCUCAUGUUGUGCACAGAUACAGAUGAUGUGGAUGAAUUAAUGCAUAAUACACAUUUUUGUGGAUACAAAAGUGGGUUACUUAUUUUUAAGCACGCAAUAUACAAAUUACAGGCACAACUUUAAACUUAAAAAAGCUAACAUAGGCAGACAAGGUUAAGUUACUGUCAGCUAGCCAACCUAGAUACUUAGAAACAUUUCAUCAUCAUAAUCAACUGCUUCCAGCCCAUGGCCAGUGGUGGAACCAGCUGUCCAGGUUCCAGCGCAGCAUGUUGUACCUCGUGCUCUUCGCGGCGUGCCUGGGCGCGGUGUACUUCCUGCACCCGGGCCGGCCUGACGGCUCCCUCGACGAGCCGCGGGAGCCGCUCCAGCUGACCACUCUCGUCGACAAGGAGGGGGCCGACACGGCGUUGAAGGAACAUGCCCAGGGUGGCAAGCCCUUCAUCGAGAAGCCCAUCCAGCCCGUGUUCCCUGUUGCGGACGGCGACGGCAACCAGAACCAGGUGGGAUCCCCGCCUAGGGGGGCAGUCAAGUUCUCUGGGCCGACGAACGACCGCCAGAAGGCGGUUGUGGCAGCGUUCAAGCACGCGUGGCGCGGCUACAAGAAGUUCGCCUGGGGCCACGACCACCUGCGGCCGAUCACGGCCAGCUACCACAACUGGUUCUCCCUCGGCCUCACCAUCGUGGACGCUCUGGACACCAGUUACAUCAUGGGGCUCAGUGAAGAGUUCUCAGAAGCCAAAGACUGGGUGGAGAAAAGUCUUCAUUUUGAUGUGAGCAAAGAUGUCAACUUAUUUGAAGUGACUAUCCGAGUCCUGGGCAGUUUGCUAAGCACAUAUCACUUGACUGCGGACAAGAUGUUUUUGGACAAAGCGGUGGACCUGGGCACCCGCCUGCUGCCCUGCUUCCAGUCGGAGUCGGGGGUGCCGUUCUCGGACGUGAACCUGGCCACCCGCAAGGCCCACUCGCCCAAGUGGAGCCCCGACAGCAGCACCUCCGAGGUCACCACCAUCCAGCUCGAGUUCCGAGACCUCAGCCGCUGCACCGGCGAUCCCAGGUUCGAGGACUCUGUCUCCAAGGUCUCCCUACACGUGCACAACCUGCCCAAGACGGAAGGGCUGGUGCCGAUAUUCAUCAACGCCAACACGGGCCAGUUCCGCAUGUACUCGACCAUCACGUUGGGCGCGCGGGGCGACAGCUACUACGAGUACCUGCUGAAGCAGUGGCUGCAGACCGGCCGCACUGUCGACUAUUUCAGGGAUGACUACCUGGAAGCAAUAGCUGGGGUUCAGAAGCUGCUGGUCAGAAGAACCAACCCCAACAAGUACUUAUUCGUCGGAGAGCUUCUAGCUGGUGGACGGGACUUCAAACCCAAAAUGGACCACCUGACGUGCUACCUGCCGGGCACGCUCGCGCUCGGGGUGCACAGCGGCCUGCCCAAGAGCCACAUGCGGCUGGCAGAGGAGCUGCUGUUCACCUGCUACCAGACGUACGCCCAGCAGCCGACCUUCCUGGCCCCGGAGAUCACCUACUUCAAUAUACAGGAAGGUGCGAAGACUGACUUCUACGUGAAGACAAACGAUGCCCACAACCUAUUGAGGCCAGAGUUCGUAGAAAGCCUGUGGUACAUGUAUCAGUUGACGGGCAACCGCACGUAUCAGCAAUGGGGCUGGAACAUAUUUCAGGCUUUUGAGAAGUACGCAAAGGUCACGAACGGCUACACGUCGCUGGGAAACGUGCGAAACACCCUCAACACGAGGCCACGCGACAUGAUGGAGUCGUUCUUCCUGGGCGAGACGCUCAAGUACCUGUACUUGCUGUUCAGCGACGAUCGCCACCUCAUCAGCCUUGACGAUUACGUCGUCAACUCGGAGGCACACCUGAUGCCCAUUUACGACACGUGAUGAAUGCACUGGACUUUGUUCGCCGGAGUGUUCCUCUAACCUACCAUUGUGCCACACUUGCGCAUGGCGAGUUCACCACGCAUUCACAACGGCAGUUGUUGGACUUGUUCGUUUUAUUGCAAGGGAGCAUCAAAACACGUUGUUAAAUUCGUGGCUGAUGAUGUGUGGUCAGUAUUACUGUUAUACUACAUGUCUUACAAUUACCAUUGAAAUAUACUUCUUGGAUUUGAAAUGCCCUUGGGCCUAAAGUCGUUUUGUAAUUUUUGAUGCACUACUGUAUAUACUGUUGGAUUUAGUAGUGCAUUAAGCAGGAGAAGUUUUCAAAUGAUCCUUUUUGACGAUUAUUUGAUUUGCAUACAGUUUUGGUAUGGAAUGUGGUAAACCAUAAAAAUAUAACCAAAGAAUACAAUUACUUGCUGACUGUGUUUUAGCAAAGUGUGAGACAAUAAUGAUAAAUAGCAUUUGCUCUGUCUUUAUUUGAAGCUAGUAAGAUGUACUAAAUUGAACUAUGUAUUUUCAUGGUGCCAAUAGAGUUGUAUGCAGGAAAAUGUAGUGUGACCAUGUCAACAUUGUGUUGUGAGAUUUGUAUGUAAAAAAAGAAAAA